CUUUAUUUGAAAGCAACAACAUAUUUGUGUGUGGUUUGUGAACUCCGUCCACAUAUGAAGAUUGCUUCAAAUUCAAUGAAGUCCACAGCUGAUGAAGAAGCUCUUCCUUUUCUAGAUGCCAUGCCAUAUCAUCUGCAACAUCACGAUCAUGGAUUCAUGCUUUCAAGGUUUGAACCUCCGGCUCCUCUUUGCUGUGUGACUGACGGCGAGUUCAAUUCCGGCAUCGAGUUCCCGACGGGUGAGUUUAUCGGAGAGACGGUCGGUCUUCUCCGUUUCAACUUCGACAGUCGGAAAUACCACAAUGGACCAGGAUUGGGCCGGAGUUAAGCAGCUGAAGCCUGUAACUGAUCUCUCUUUCUGGUUUUUCUUUGCUUCGGUGCUGUCAACCUCCCUCCAUGAUCUCCGGUACUGUUCCUCGAUUUUCGGCACUGUUCCUCCAUGAUGUGGUAGUGGGAUUGCAGGUCUGGCAGUUACUUUGACAGUUAUCCAAUUUUAUUUAACCUUAUCUCCAACAACCUUAAAGAUAACUAUCUAAAAAUCCUCAAUUUCCAUUUUAAAUCAAACCCAAACUACCAGAUUCCAUCUUAUCUUCUGCCACCUAGGAUCCAACCUCCUUGGAAAUUCGUCUGGGCUGUUAAAUUGGAAGCCAGCCCAGCCCAAAUCCAGCCCAUUGAUUUUCUUAAUAAUUGGGCUUUACCUUG
Molecule: messenger RNA, 701 nt
Organism: Rubroshorea leprosula
Lineage: Eukaryota; Viridiplantae; Streptophyta; Magnoliopsida; Malvales; Dipterocarpaceae
Source: the annotation of a GenBank genome assembly